Molecule: messenger RNA, 2816 nt
Organism: Syngnathus acus (greater pipefish)
Lineage: Eukaryota; Metazoa; Chordata; Actinopteri; Syngnathiformes; Syngnathidae
Product: calpain-2 catalytic subunit-like
Exons: 21
Coding region: 75-2171 (698 amino acids)
Biological process (GO): proteolysis
Cellular component (GO): cytoplasm
Molecular function (GO): calcium-dependent cysteine-type endopeptidase activity; calcium ion binding
Source: RefSeq, a predicted model, not a curated record
UGUUGUGUAGCAACACAUCACAGACAUUAAGCGAAGAGUACCAAACAGCACGGGUCACUGAGAAGACACUGAAAAUGACUGGCAUUGUGCAAAAGCUUCAGCACAACCGAGACAAAUUGCAAGGCAUCGGAACUCACGAUAAGGCAGUGCCAUACCUCAACCAGGACUAUGAGGCUUUGAAGCGAAGCUGCCUGGAAAGAGGACGCCUAUUUGAGGAUGAAAGCUUUGAGCCACUUCCAGCAUCCUUGGGCUUCAAUGAACUUGGACCCGGAUCCUAUAAAGUUCGAGGCAUCAAGUGGUUGAGACCCACGGAAAUUGUUUCUAAUCCCAAAUUUAUUCUGAGCGAUGCCACCAGGACUGACAUUUGUCAGGGAGCACUUGGUGACUGCUGGCUCCUGGCGGCUAUUGCGUCCUUGACACUCAACAAGCAGAUUUUGUCCCGUGUUGUUCCGCAUGACCAAAGUUUUGAUGAGGACUAUGCUGGAAUCUUCCAUUUUGAGUUCUGGCAGUUUGGUGACUGGGUGGACGUGGUGGUUGAUGACCGCUUACCCACCAGAGAUGGAGAACUGCUGUUUCUCCACUCUGAGGAUGGAUCUGAGUUUUGGAGUGCCCUGCUGGAGAAGGCCUACGCCAAGUUAAAUGGAUGCUACGAGGCUCUCUCAGGAGGAAGCACCACCGAAGGGUUCGAGGACUUCACUGGAGGCAUCGCUGAGAGGCAUGACCUAUCCAACCCCGAUCCUCACCUCUUUAAUAUCUUAAGGAAGGCCCUGGAAAGAGGCUCCCUUCUGGGAUGCUCCAUUGAUAUCACCAAUGCAGCCGACUCUGAAGCUAUUACGCAUCGCAAGCUGGUGAAGGGCCACGCCUACUCUGUGACAGCAGCUGAGCGGGUGGAGUACAGAGGAGGCAUGGAGGAGCUGAUCAGAAUCAGGAAUCCAUGGGGUCAGGUGGAGUGGAAUGGAGCCUGGAGUGACAAUUCUUCUGAGUGGAGAUCUGUAAGCGAUGAUGACCGCCAGAGGCUGACUAACCGCCAGGAAGAUGGGGAGUUCUGGAUGUCAUUUUCUGACUUCCUGAGAGAAUAUUCUCGUAUAGAGAUCUGCAACCUCACACCCGAUGCCCUAACAUCAGAGUACAGGAAGUGGGCGGAGAUAGAGUUUGAAGAAACCUGGAGAGCUGGAGCUUCUGCUGGUGGCUGCAGAAACUAUCCUGAAACCUUCUGGACAAAUCCUCAGUUUGUCAUAAAACUUGACAAAGUGGAUGAUGACCCCUAUGAUGGAGAAGACGGCUGCACAUUCAUCGUAGGAUUGAUGCAGAAGAACAAACGUCGCAAGAGAAAAAUGGGGGAGGAUAUGGAGACCAUUGGCUUCCUCAUGUAUGAGCUGCCUGAGGAGUAUUAUGGCGCCACGCAAGUGCACCUGAAGAAAAAUUUCUUCUUGCGUAACCGCUCAGCAGCACGCUCUGAGACCUUCAUCAAUCUCCGAGAAGUGUCCAGCCGUCACCAUCUGCCCCCUGGGGAGUACCUCAUCAUUCCCUCCACAUUUGAGCCCAACAAGAAUGGAGACUUUUAUAUACGGGUAUUCUCCGAGAAACCAGCGGAUUUUCAUGAGAUUGACGAUCCCGUUGAUUGCCAUGUUAAACAGAUUGACAUCGAUGAAGGCGAUAUUGAUGACAGGUUCAAGAGACUGUUUGGACAGCUGGCCGGACAUGAUGUGGAGAUUUCUGCAUUUGAGCUGCAGAGAAUCCUCAACAAAGUGGUUAAAAACCGAGGGGACAUCAAAACUGAUGGGUUCAGCUUGACCACGUGUCGCAACAUGGUCAACCUGCUUGACAAAGAUGGAAGCGGCAAACUAGGACUGGUGGAAUUUAAGAUUUUGUGGACCAAGAUUGAAAAGUUUUUGGACAUUUACAGAGAAAAAGAUGCAGACAAUAGUGGCUGCAUGAGCUCUUCUGAGAUGCGGUUAGCAGUAGAAGACGCUGGUUUCUCACUCAACAACCAGUUGCAUCAGAUCGUCGUUGCUCGCUACAGGGAACCAGACUACUCCGUAGACUUUGACAACUUUGUGUGCUGCCUUAUCCGCUUGGAGUCACUUUUCCAUGCAUUCCAGUCCAUAGACAAUGGUUCUGGUGUUAUAGAGUUGACUUACUUGCAGUGGCUGGAAUUGUCCAUGUUAUAGAGGAGCUGCUUAUACUCUUUAAAAGAAGAAGAAAAGAACAAUCAUCACUUAAAUGGGGAGUUUGCAGUUUAAAAAAACACAUGCAAAAUUUAGAUGUAGCCUUACUUUACUAUUAAAGCCUCACAAGAGUACAUGUUCGCAGUUAUUGUGAAUUGUGACCGACAGAGGUUAGGUUUAGCCUUCAGGGAUUUUCCCAUCAUUGAUGUGCAAAUGGAGUCCAUUUGUCGAAUAUUAUCAUUUCACUGCUUCUUGAUUUCAUUGUUCAUGGUUGUCACAACAUGGAGCCAAAUGAUUGACUUGUUGUUGGUCAAACUUCCUGUGUGUCAUUGGUUGUUCUUUGUCAGGUGCGGUGGUUUCUGAAAUAAGCUACAAAAUGGGGAGGAAUGUUUUAUUUUUCAGAUCAUGUUACUAAAUAAUUAAUUACUCCCAGCUUUAUACUGACCGUUAACAAAUAUGACAAAUUAAAGUAUGAACAAGAUUUCUUUUAAUGCAAACUCCUCCCUUAAAUGAAUAUUUGCUCUGUUUUGAAUGCAUUUUUCUUUGGAUAUGGUGUGCUACUUAAUCUGUCAGUUAAGGGAAUGAUUGUUCUACAAAACAAUCCAUCAUAAAUUCUGUUUAUUCAAUAAAGAUUUUUUGGGAGCUUCA